CAGAUACUUAAGGCUUGCUUGAACUGUUUGUGGGAAUGCUUCGUGGAUAAUGUGGUGAUUGGAGAAGGAUUACACGUCUAAUCAAGGUCUCUUGGACUAGAGCAGUGUCUUCUUUUGUAACUAAUUUCCAUCUUCUGUCAUUUCCUUGUUUAAUAUUCCAAAAAGAAGGUAAGAGAAGGGUAGAACAAUCACCGUAUCACAGUUUCAAAUUUUUAGUUAUGAGAAGUUGUAGGUUGGAUGAUUAUUUCGAAGCUCUAUCUCAAAAAUAAAGUCAUGUCAAUUGUAUUUGGUAUCAGAGUGAUCUGACUUAGAUCAACUUUUGACUAGUUCUUUGUCUCCUUUAUACCUACUUUCAACCCAAAUUCUAUUCACAGAGUUUGCAUUUCUCCACAACUAUAAUGUUCGACGUUGCUUAUAUAAUCUGUACAUUGAUCAGGUGAAUCUGAUCUUACUUUCUGGUCCACCCUCUGAGCACUUUAAAAAUGGAGAAGAAAGGCCAGAAUGGUGGUACAUAUGACUCAUUGUUGACUCAUCAUCCGAUUCUCUGUAUCAUUGCUUUAUCUGUGAUUUUUAUAGCGAUCGACCCCUUUCACAUAAGUCCAAUUGGGGGUCGUGAGUUCAAACCUGUGAAGCACGAGGUUGCUCCAUACAAGCAAGUUAUGGAAAGAUGGCCAAGAGACAACCUUAGUCGACUGGGUAAUCAUGGGAAACUGGAGUUUGUGGACCAAGUCUUUGGUCCAGAGUCAUUAGAGUUUGAUAGUUUAGGUCGUGGUCCAUACACAGGGUUGGCUGAUGGAAGAGUGGUUAGAUGGAUGGGUGAAGCAAUUGGAUGGGAGACAUUUUCCGUGGUAACAUCAAAAUGGUCAGAGAAAGCUUGUGUGAGAGGUGUGGAUUCAACAACAAAUAAGCAAUGGAAACACGAGAAGCUGUGUGGGAGACCUCUUGGUCUGAGAUUUGAUAAAGAGACAGGAAAUUUGUACAUUGCAGACGCUUACUAUGGUCUUCUUAUGGUUGGUCCUGAAGGAGGGAUCGCUACGCCUUUAGCUACUCAUGUGGAAGGAAAGCCUAUACUAUUUGCAAAUGAUCUUGACGUCCAUAGAAAUGGCUCUAUCUUCUUCACUGACACCAGCAAAAGAUAUGACAGAGCGAAUCAUUUCUUUAUAUUACUGGAAGGAGAAUCAACAGGAAGGCUUCUAAGAUAUGAUCCACCUACCAAAACAACACACGUUGUGCUGGAUGGUUUGGCUUUUCCCAAUGGAAUUCAGCUCUCUAAAGAUCAGUCUUUCCUUCUCUUCACGGAAACAACCAAUUGCAGAUUGGUGAAAUACUGGCUGGAAGGUCCAAAGACGGGUGACGUAGAGGUGGUGGCAGAUCUCCCGGGAUUCCCAGACAAUGUAAGAAUAAACGAAAAGGGUCAGUUUUGGGUUGCAAUAGACUGUUGCAGAACACCGGCACAAGAAGUUCUUACAAACAACCCUUGGAUAAAAAGCAUCUACUUCCGGUUGCCAAUACCGAUGAAGCUGCUGGCGAAAACGAUGGGGAUGAGAAUGUACACUGUGAUAUCGAGAUUCGACGAGGAAGGUAAGGUCCUGGAGGUGCUCGAGGAUAGACAAGGCAAGGUAAUGAAGCUUGUGAGUGAAGUGAGGGAAGUUCAAGGGAAGCUUUGGAUUGGAACAGUGGCUCAUAACCACAUUGCCACUUUGCCUUACCCUAUAACAAUAAAUCAAUGAAGAACUUUGUUGUUGUAGUUCCCUAGCUUUUGGUGUUUCUUUAUAUCCUCUUGAUUUAAAAUUCAUGAGGAUAGGGAAACAAUAUAAACAAGUUGAUGAUUUAACUAAAUCAUCUCUCUGUAACUAAUUAUCUUCGUUUUGAUUCGAGUUCCAUUGGACUGAUUCGUCUUUUGUUCA
Messenger RNA from Camelina sativa (false flax), 1907 nucleotides. Lineage: Eukaryota; Viridiplantae; Streptophyta; Magnoliopsida; Brassicales; Brassicaceae. The record is from RefSeq and is a predicted model, not a curated record.